Molecule: messenger RNA, 1287 nt
Organism: Plasmopara halstedii
Lineage: Eukaryota; Oomycota; Peronosporomycetes; Peronosporales; Peronosporaceae
Exons: 3
Coding region: 1-1287 (428 amino acids)
Source: RefSeq, a predicted model, not a curated record
AUGGAGCCCCUGUGUCCGAGCCAAUUCGCUUAUCUUCUCAACCUUCUAGAUAGAGAUCUGGCGGUCCAGCUUCAAGACGAAUCACGAGGGCGCAUGACAAAAUCCAAGUUUGGAGAUCUCGCGGCAUUUUCGCCUACAAGUGCGGCGCAUGACCUCUUCAAUUUGAUCUCCAAGCUUUCAAAUGGCGCCCGCACUUUUGUGUAUGGUUCGGAUUACGAAGCGAUAAUGGUGGAACGUCUCAUGCAUCUCGCCCCUCCUGAAGUUACUGGAUAUAUUCUAGAUUCGCCAGUGAGUACAACGGGAGUAUAUAAUUAUUUUACAGAUUUCGAUGAUAUCGUUGACGAAGUGGCAAGAACUUUAAUGGAACGCUGCGAUCACGACCGUGUCUGCAGCUCCCACUUUAAAGAACCGGAUACAUUAAUUGCUGUAUUUCAAGAUGUUUUGACCGCUUUCGACGAUCAACCGGGUUCAGCGUGCUUUGAAAUAAUAAACACCAUGAACAUUAUGAAUCAAAAGUGGCCAGCCUCCCACAAAUUGCGAAAACUUAUAUCCUCUCUGGUGAUAUCUCCAUGGUCGUACAUGACAAUUCCUCAGCUUGUGUACCGCCUCAAGCGCUGCCAACCCCAUGAUGUGGACGUCUUGACGAGCUUCAUUGACAAUUUGUUAAAUCAAGGUCUCUUAAAAAAUUUGGAUUCUAGCGGGCAGAGCUCCGAGAUGCUGUACUUCCUCAUCAUUUACUCGGAAUUGUGGGAAAGACCGACGCCUUCAGUAGCGGAAUUAAAAAAGCGCUUUACGGACACUGUCGGGGGUUGGGGUAUAUAUGCCGAUGUUAAAUUGUACUGUGCUUUUUCAAAAGAGCAAUCAAAGGUGUGUGAUAGGUACAGUUUUGGCAAGUAUGGAGCUCGCGGAAUCAAUUAUAAGCGCGAUCGGUACUGGAAUGCGAGUGUGACAAUUCCUAGUCAGGCCAGUGUUCUAGUGAUGAGUAGCAAGAUGGAUAUGUUUUCGCCGAUCAAGUACGCCAAAAGCCUAUUUGAAUCCCUCAUCAGUAAACAUAAAGAGCUCAUUACCUUCCAAACUGGUAGUAGCCCAAUGUUCUUAAGUACACAUCUCCAAUUGAGAUAUCUAUCAGGGGACACUUGUGCAUCAAAAAUAAUUGCAUCCUACAUCAGAAGUGACGGUGAUUUGACCGGUUUGGAUAAGUCUUGUCUGGACGAGAUGCCAACAUUCCAAAUGAUCCCUAGCGACUUCAACGAAGCCAAUUUCACAAACAGCCCUAAUUUUUCUUAA